AUGUCUAAUUCAAUGGACCCCAAUUCUACCCAGAGAAAUUUUAAUUUGAGUUAGUCGAUUGUUCUUAAUCAAAGAAACAUUGUAAGCACAAGUAAUGAUGGAGAUCUGAUUUUCACUGUUAACUCUAUAAAUGAUAAUAAUAUGAUGUCAUUUGAUAUUCAUGGGAAAUCCACCUUAGACAAGAGAUAAGCCUACUUGAACAAUAUCUAGUAGAACUUUGAUGAAAAGAAAAAGCAAACUCGCUUUAAUAACUUUAUGGAUGAGUUGAAUUACAAUUCUUAGGUUGACCAGAACGGCACCUCCUUCGAUCAGAAUGAAGCCUAGGGCCCUUUACCUUCAAAAAUAAGCAAUAUUGAAGGGUAAAUAGAGGAAGAGCCUAUCUAAUACUUUGAAAGUCUCUAAAAGAAAUCUAUGGAUGAAAGUACCAUUAAUGUUCAACAAUAAAUGCAGGAACAGCAGCAAAACUCAAAAAGAAGAUUUAAGCCAAGAAGCUUUGUCAAAAAGGCAUAUUCAUUUUACAAGUAAUCUAAUCCACUAUUUAAUACUUGGAAAUAUUAUAUGAGGCUUAUGCCAAGAUGGGUCAGGGCUUUCCUAAUUCUCUUAACUAUUGAGUACAACAUUAUAAUGGUCGUGUUGCUCUACAAAGCCGCCAUUGAAAGAUUUGGUUAUGAUGAAGAUAUUAGUGUUUCAAAAUGGUGGACUACCAUGGAAAUCUCCAUUCUGGCAUCCAUUUCAAGUUAUAUAAUAUUAUUUCUUUCAACCAAAUGCCUUUCGAUAAGCGUCGCAUAAAAAAUAAGCUCUGCCAAGGACAGUUUAGAUGUUAUUAAGAAAUUAAAGGACAUUCGCAGAAUUUCAGGAUUUUACUAGAGAGUUUUAUUUUUCCUUAGUUGUAGCAUUUCAAUAGUAGGGCUGUUUAUAACAACAACUUAAACAACCAUUCUAAACGUGCAAAAUGACUACCAGAACUUUAGAAUCCACUUCACCGUCACGACUCUAUUUUCACUGUGGUUCUUGUUAAUAGGAUAUGACAUCGCUUAUUCAAUUAUAUAUACAAGCAUAUAUAAAUUAGCGAAGAACAAUCUUAAAUUAAGGUAGCUGUUUUUGUUUAUUAACAAGCAGAGAGCUUGGAAGGUAAAGAGACCUGUAAAUUUCUGA
This is a messenger RNA of Stylonychia lemnae, 1155 nucleotides long. NCBI's taxonomy places the organism in Eukaryota, Ciliophora, Spirotrichea, Sporadotrichida, Oxytrichidae. The record is from the annotation of a GenBank genome assembly.